Molecule: messenger RNA, 195 nt
Organism: Apodemus sylvaticus (European woodmouse)
Lineage: Eukaryota; Metazoa; Chordata; Mammalia; Rodentia; Muridae
Product: ras-like GTP-binding protein O-RHO
Exons: 2
Coding region: 1-195 (64 amino acids)
Molecular function (GO): GTP binding; GTPase activity
Source: RefSeq, a predicted model, not a curated record
AUGGCUGGGGAUGGAGCUUGUGGUAAGAUGUGCUUGCUCACUGUCUUCUGCAAGGAUCAGUGCCCAGAGGUUUAUGUGCCCACUGCGUUUGAAAACUAUGUGGCAGAUAGUGAAGUGGAUGGGAAGCAGAAAACAUCCCAGAAAGAAGGACUCCAGAAGUCAAGCACUUCUGUCCAAAUGUGCCCAUUAUUCUAG